AUGGAGAUUAAAGUUGAGAUAAUCAAGAGAGAGACAAUAAAACCUUCGACUCCAACAUCCCAUCACCUCAGAUGCUUCGACCUCUGCCUUAUAGAUCAGCUGCAGCCGGAGUAUUACACGUCGUUGGUUCUGUUCUACUCUAACAGCAGCACCGACUCUCCUCUUCCCCAUGCAGAAAGAUCCCAAAGGCUAAAGGCAUCUUUGUCUGAAACUCUGACUCUUUUCUACCCGCUAGCUGGAAAAAUCAAAGAUGAUGUCUCAAUCGACUGUAACGACGACGGAGCUGAUUUUUUUGAAGCUCGAGUGUAUUGCCGUCUCUCUGACAUUCUCGAACAACCUGAACAGAAAAUGGUUCGCCGGUUUCUUCCUACAGAAAUCCAAUCCCUGCAACGCACGGGAAAUCUGGUGGUAGUUCAAGCAACCCUGUUUGAAUGUGGAGGAAUGGCUCUUGGGGUGGGCAUUUCCCAUAGGUUAGCCGAUGCAUCCACGACAAGCAUGUUCAUCCACGGCUGGGCUUGCGCAGCUCUUGGCUCCGGCGAGGCGGUGCCACCAGAAUUCGGUGCAGCAUCUCGCUUACCGCCGAGAAGAGAGUUCACCCCCAAGUCGCCGGCCACCCACUUGGUGGUUGAGAAGAGCGCCACAAGGAGGUACGUGUUUGAUGCAUCAAAGAUUGCUGCUCUCAGGGCCAAAGGCGCCAGCGCCAGCGUUGAGAAACCCACGCGCGUGGAAGCCGUGUCAGCGCUCAUUUGGAGAUGUGCAACGAGCGUGUCAAAAUUAAAAUAUGGGUCUCCAAGGCCAUCCAAACUGAUCCAAAUGAUCAACAUCCGCAAAAGGCUCCUGCCGCCCUCGCCCGAAAAUUGUUUUGGGAAUCUUGUGUGGUGUUUUGAGGCGCAAACAGGCGGCGGCUGCCGUGACAUAGAGUUGCACAGCUUGGUUGGUAAGCUAAGGAAAGGGAUACAAGGUUUUACUGAAAAUUAUGCAGCAAAGUUUCAAGGGGAUGAGGCAUUUUCAGUGGUUUUCAAGUCUUAUAAAGAGAUUGAUAGUCUUUUCACGACGGAGAUUAUGCGCUUCUUUUGUUGUUCGAGUUGGUGCAAAUUUCCAGUGUAUGAAACUGAUUUUGGGUGGGGGAAGCCGAGAUGGGUGACCAUAGCGAAUAUGGAGAGCAAGAAUGUUAUGGUGCUGAUGGAUACGAGAGAUGGCAGCGGAAUUGAAGCUUGGGUGUGUCUUAGUGAAGAGGACAUGGGGUUGUUUGAAUGUGACAACGAGCUGCUUCAAUUUGCAUCCUUGAAUCCAAGUGUUAAUUAG
Messenger RNA from Corylus avellana, 1305 nucleotides. The record is from RefSeq and is a predicted model, not a curated record. NCBI's taxonomy places the organism in Eukaryota, Viridiplantae, Streptophyta, Magnoliopsida, Fagales, Betulaceae.